AUGAUUCUUAUCGAAAGCAUCGAGUUCUCUAGCAUGCUUAUGAUCACCAGCCUCACUGCCGAACACUCAGGGCGGUACGCGUGCUCGGCCAGCAAUGGUGUCACUGAGGCCCGACACGAGGCUGAUCUCUUCGUCCACGUCCCUCCCCGAUUGGGGGCGUUAUCGUUCCCCCAAAACACGCAUUCAGGAAUGCGUAGCCAAGCAACGUGUUUCGUCCAAGAGGGCGACCUUCCCAUUUCAAUUCACUGGGAGCGCAAUGGCAUCCCAAUUCAAGCUUCCCCAAAUUUUAGGAUUACUAAAGUCGACGAUCUCACAACCAUUCUUGUCAUUGAUAAAGCCGGCGCUGAACACUCGGGCAACUAUACGUGCUAUGCCUCAAAUGCUGCCCAAACUGUCGCUGCCUCAGCCAUGCUGUCGGUGCAGGUUCCUCCGUCGUGGGUGUCGCCCCCCGAGGACGUGUCUGCAGCCCUUGGAGGUCUCGCUGUCGUGUCGUGCUCAGCCCAAGGCUCUCCAGACCCCAGCCUGUCGUGGAGCAGAGAAACCGCCUCAGGGGAAUGGGCACCAGUGGACCAAAUCAGAAGUUCAUCUGUCGAAGAAUUCGUCGCGCAAUUUGAAGCCCGCGUUUCUCACCACAAUCGUCUCGAGACUUUAGGAGGCUUGCAGUUCGAAGAAGAUGAACCUGAUUUGGACGAUAAAUCUUCGUAUUCUGAAAGCCUGGGCCCCAUGGAGGGAGAAUCUCUUCACACGAACGGGCUCGGGAGUUUUGCGUUAGGCACUGUAGCGGAUCUGAACGGUACGCUUGUGUUCGCCCACGUGAUGGAAUCUCACGAAGGCCGGUACCUUUGCAAAGCCAACAACGGCGUCGGUCCGGGACUUUCGAGAGCUAUCAGCCUGACUGUGCAUGAGCCUCCAUGGUUCCCCGACUGGAGUCGUCGCCUGGUGCGGGUGGAGGUCGGUGCUCCAGUGACGCUCACCUGCAGGGCCCACGGCGACCCUCCCCUCACCCUCUCCUGGACCAAGGGUGGGGCCCCGCUGGUCCCCACUCACAGGUACUUAUCUCCUAGCAGGUACCAACUCUCCUGGACCAAGGGUGGGGCCCCGCUGGUCCCCACUAACAGGUACUCACCUCCCAACAGGUACCAACUCUCCAGGACCAAGGGUGGGGCUCCGCUGGUCCCCGCUCACAGGUACUCACCUCCUAGCAGGUACCAACUCUCCUGGACCAAGGGUGGGGCUCCGCUGGUCCCCGCUCACAGGUACUCACCUCCUAGCAGGUACCAACUCNGAUACAGAUAG
Hyalella azteca is the source of this 1296-nucleotide messenger RNA. RefSeq names its product Down syndrome cell adhesion molecule-like protein Dscam2. The coding region runs from base 1 to 1296 and encodes 431 amino acids. Lineage: Eukaryota; Metazoa; Arthropoda; Malacostraca; Amphipoda; Hyalellidae. Gene Ontology annotation, biological process: dendrite self-avoidance; homophilic cell-cell adhesion; axon guidance. The transcript is spliced from 5 exons. Gene Ontology annotation, molecular function: cell-cell adhesion mediator activity. Gene Ontology annotation, cellular component: plasma membrane; axon. The record is from RefSeq and is a predicted model, not a curated record.